Messenger RNA from Hyalella azteca, 972 nucleotides. RefSeq lists its product as uncharacterized. The transcript has 4 exons. Lineage: Eukaryota; Metazoa; Arthropoda; Malacostraca; Amphipoda; Hyalellidae. The record is from RefSeq and is a predicted model, not a curated record. Bases 268 to 972 code for a protein of 234 amino acids.
UUGAAUUUUGUGCUAUUAAUAUUAUGCAUAGAUGAAGAAUGGUGGACCACAGUUUCCAGAGGGAUGAUUCUAAGGACAGUUUUUUUGACAAGAUCCAACAUUCAAUGAAUAGAUGAAUGAUAUAAAAUUUGGUGAAUACAAGGGACAAGAUUGGAUCGACUCCUAUGUUGCGAACACCUUUCAUUAGUUAAAAGCAGCCAUUUUUCGAGAAUAUAAAAAUGAAUUGCUUACUGUACCAAAAUUAAAAUCUUCUCCUUAAACAAGUGAAUGCAUACAGUAAAGGCGCCAAAUACUGCACCCGCGACCAUGGCUGCCACACGCUCGGUACUACUCGUGUUCACGCUCGUCAUCGUCUCGAGAUCUCUGGUGGCCAGUGAACGCCAUUUGAACCUUACAAGAAAUCCGGUCUUCAAGGUGGAGCGUGACCACACCAAAUCGAACGCGAUGCGACCAGCUGUUGUUGACGUUGCAUCUGGUGCUACUGACGAUGAAAUUGGGGCUACUUACGUGUCACCGGAUGCUGACGAAGUUACGGAGAGUACAACUGACGUUUCAGCAAGUGUUGCUGACUUGGCGGCUGAUGUGCCAGCUGUUAGUGUUGCCAGUGUAGCGGCUGAUGAAGCUAGCACCGCAGCCAUCGUAGAGGACGUCCCCGCUAGAGCUACUGCUCCUGAGCAUGUCAACGACGAGGCGGAUGGUCAUGCUGACACGUCGUCGCUGCCCGACGACGUGUCAGCACGGGAGGCUCACGUCAGUAGCGCAGAAUUCGUGAGGGGCGCCGCCUUCCUUUACGCAGAUGACAAGCCCUGGAGCUCUGAGAACUUUUUGGAUCUUCUGGGCGUGGAGCCUGCGCUGGAACUGACCACAGCUUCUGUCUUGAUCGCCCCAGGCAGACAGCAACGAGGCCGCGCACACGCUGGAAAGAAAGAAAAACCCUCCGACAACGUCACCUCCCACUAUUUCCACGACUAA